Molecule: messenger RNA, 3124 nt
Organism: Oncorhynchus mykiss (rainbow trout)
Lineage: Eukaryota; Metazoa; Chordata; Actinopteri; Salmoniformes; Salmonidae
Product: transmembrane protease serine 4
Biological process (GO): proteolysis
Cellular component (GO): membrane
Molecular function (GO): serine-type endopeptidase activity; protein binding
Source: RefSeq, a predicted model, not a curated record
UGACGACUGUUGAACGAGACUAUUGAGACUGUGUUCCCAUCUCUGAGCCCAUAGUUACUGAUCAAUAGUGUUGGCAUCGGGGGUAGGGGUCUGACCGUUUACUACAUACACCUACACCGCUGUGUAUAGAGGGGAUACCUUCAGGUGGCAAAGAAAAAGCUUCACAGAGAGAGUAUGAGUAUCGUGCAUGACCUGCCUGUUAACUAUUUUAACCUUGACGUUCGACAACUUAAAAUGUUAUGAUCCAAUUCCGUUUGAAAUCUUCCUCAGAGAGCAGUAUUUUCCCUGAACUGCUUCCUUAUAUCCAAAACCUCCAAGCACACAGACAGGAGGUGGUGCGUAACGUGAGAGUGAGAGGACACAACACACUGACCAGAAACGAGUCUGAAUAUGUUGUUUUUUUUAAACAGAGAGAGAGAGGUGGGAUCGCAUAAAAUGAAGGUUUCUCCCUAGGUAGGCAGGCUUGAGCAACACAAACAAUGAGAGAGGGAAGGAAGCAGGAAGAGAGAGUAGAUUCUGGCAUGUAAAAACCUUAUAUUCAACAUUGUAGUCAAAGGGACAGAGGAGGUGUGGAGAAGUGCAAGCAUAUUCAAAGCCUCACUUCUACCUCUGCAGUCCUACUACAAGGAUCCAGGUGGACCCCUAAAGACCACCAGGCACACAUCGACUCCAACAACCAGAGACCACCUGAUUAGGACCGAGGGUGAAAGACUGACAGUCAAUAGUGAUCUGGUUAACCUCAUACUGACACCUGGCUCGCUGAAGAAAGCAAUAGACCAUUAAAUCCUAGACAACAAGUUGUAGUGCGGCCUGGUCGGAAAAGAAAAGUCAUGACGGCGCCGAACUCCCAGAAAGGGAAGUCCUCGUCGAGGAAGAGGGUCCUGAUCACCGUGUUGAUGGUACUGGUAGUGCUGGGGAUCCUGGUCACGGCUGGAUACUUCAUCGCACAGCUGAUCAACAGUAAGUACUUUUUCUGCUCCCGGUCUGUGAAGUUCAUUCCCCUGGACAAAGCGUGUAAUGGGAUGGCGGACUGUUCAGGAGGAGAGGACGAGCUCACCUGUGUGACCAACAUGACGGUCAACACUACCUUUCCAGUGCGUCUGGUCUCUGAGCAGAGUGUUCUCCAGAUCUACAGUGCCGGGACAGGAUGGAGGAGUGUGUGUAGUGAGGACUGGACCCAGCUACACACAGAGAAAGCCUGUCAACAGCUGGGCUACACCUAUAAACCCGUCAGUAGUACCAUCUCAGUGAGGAACUUGUCCUCGUCCCUGAAGACAGGACCGUUCUCAGGGGUCAGGGUCGCAGCCGAAACCACGCCCAUUUACCAGACUGUCAUUGACCGCCAGGUGUGUAACUCAGGAUCUGUGAUCUCCCUGACCUGCUCCGACUGUGGAGAGCGGGGGAGAUCGGACCGUAUCGUGGGGGGUGUGGAUGCAUCUAUAGAAGAGUGGCCGUGGCAGGUGAGCCUGCAGCAGAACGGACAACACACCUGUGGAGGGUCACUGGUGUCACCGCGCUGGGUCGUCACAGCAGCGCAUUGCUUCUCUGGUAGUAAGAAAGAGCUGAGUCGCUGGCAGGUGGUGUCUGGGAGGACAUACAUGGGCACCCUGGGAGGCUCAUAUGUAGACAGGAUCAUACUGAACGGACAAUACAACGCAGCCCGCAACGACUACGACCUGGCCAUGAUGAGGCUGACCAAACCCAUCACUGUAGGAAACUCUCGUCGGCCCGUGUGUUUGCCCCCUAAGAACCUGGGACUGAAGGCAGGAGACACUAUGACGGUGACAGGCUGGGGCUACCUGGAGGAGAAGGGUAAAGUGUCUCCUGUCCUCCAGAAGGCUACCCUUCCCCUUAUAGACAGCGCUCAGUGCUCCAGUCCCACUGUCUACGGUUCCUCAAUCACUUCCAGGAUGCUUUGCGCUGGUUACCUGAAGGGCAAAGUGGACGCAUGUCAGGGAGACAGUGGUGGUCCUCUUGUGUACCUGUCAGAACAAUGGCAGCUGGUGGGGGUGGUGAGCUGGGGGAUCGGCUGUGCCAGAGAGGGUCGACCAGGGGUCUACUGUAACGUGGACGAUAUGCUCAACUGGAUCCACACUGUCAUGGAGAAAAACCCUUGAAGCCUCAAACCAUGACCAAGAGGCUCUAUCGCGUUGGGCUACCCGAAUUUCAGCGGAUCUACAUAGUGCUCUGUCAUGGGAAUAGAAGAGGAAUCCUCUUCAAAGUGCAAUUUUAAAACCCCUACAACAAUACAUAACUCAAACCAACACGCACACACAUGCCCGCACACUCAGAUAGGCACAAAAGUGCACCGACGCAAACACACUUGCACUCCUUGUUUACUAUAGCAGGUUAUUCACAGAGUGGCUUGUGCCAUUUUUUAGGUAUCUCAGGGACCACUGACGUGGCAGUGUAAGACAGACAGUCGGUCUGGGGCCGCGUCCCAAACGGCACCCUAUUGCCUUUUUAAAGUGCACGACUUUUGAUCAGAACACUCGGGUGAAAGUGGUGCACUGUCAAGGGAAUAGGGGUCCAUUUGGGACGAAGCCUGGGCUUUUCACAUGGCUGAGCACUUGAGACAGGACUCUCACCAAGUGCCUCUGCCGUCUCUCUUGGUCAACGAGGUGGCGAGAAGACUCUCCAUGGGUGAAAUGUCUUCAUGAAAAUAUGUGUAGAUAAAGUAUAUGUGCCAUGCAGGUGAAAAUGUGCAUUUUUAACCAAAUGUUAAAUGAGUAUGGGUGCUGUGACGUGACGUGAAGCUCUCUUCAUAGUAUAUGUCAAUGGAGGGGUCAUUAGUCUCAUCGAAAUACCGUGCUGUAAAUCCCAUCAUGGAUUCACUUGUGCACUUUCAGGUGGUCAGAUUCACGGUCUGCCAAUAGACUUCCAGUGUGCAAUUGGAAUAAUCCCUACAAUAUGCACAUUUGCAAGGUUCUGAUUAAUGACGUGUUUUUUUUGUUGUUGUUGACAUUGUGAACAUUUCCUUUCUUUGUAUAGCUGUACAUAUUGUAUUACGACGCAGACGUUGUUGUCUGUGUAAGAUCAGAAUGUCUGUAUUGCACACGUUGUUGGUAUGUUUUAUAAAGGGAUGCCUGUGUUAAAUAAAUGAUCAGAUUGGGAUGAACUUUGA